Danio rerio (zebrafish) is the source of this 1518-nucleotide messenger RNA. It is a transcript of the gene tnfrsf9b, whose product is annotated as tumor necrosis factor receptor superfamily, member 9b. NCBI's taxonomy places the organism in Eukaryota, Metazoa, Chordata, Actinopteri, Cypriniformes, Danionidae. The record is from RefSeq and is marked validated.
GCUAGUGACGUUUAGGAACUUUCAGAUGUGGUUUAUGUGCGAGCGGUUAAGAGUUUUAGACGCAGCGUACCGAAGUAGAUCUUCAUUUUAUCAGAGACGAGUGUGUGUGUGUAUGUCUGCGUGUGUGAGGAGCUGAUGGAGAUGGUGUUUGCUCUGCUUCUCCUGCUUCUGGCUGCAGCUCACAGUCUGGAGUCUGGAUGUCAGAACUGGGAUAUUUCUACUGUAAACAAAGUCGAAGUGUGCUGUGUCAGCUGUAAACCAGGAAACCGUUUAGUCAAAAAGUGUGGUUUAGACCCUAAAGAUUUGUGCUCUCCAUGUGAAAAAGACACCUUCAUCGCCAAUCCAACGGAGCGGUCCUGUAAGAGAUGCUCCCAGUGUAUAGGUCUCAUGCGGGUAAAAACGAACUGCACCGCCAGCAGCGACACUGUUUGUGCUUGUAAAGAAGGAUAUCAAUGUUCAGAUCACAGGUGCUCUUUCUGCAAUAAAGUGUGUGGCAAAGGAGAACAGCCCAAAGGAAGACAAUGUGAGCCGUGUCCUCCAGGGACAUACAAUGACAAGACUCAUCACAACUGUGUCAACUGGACCAAAUGUACACAGCCAGAUCAUCAGAUCAUCGCUGCUGGAACUGCUUCUUCAGAUGUGAUCUGCGGCCUGACAGCUGUCACCAAACCAUGGAAAAACGUGACAAGAAAUGAUGCAGACAUUGGAACGGUCUCCACCAUAAUAAUCAUCAUCUUUGGGCUUCUCUGCAUCUCCUUCCCUGUGGCCACCUUCAUCCUGCUGGAGUGGAGGAGAAGAAAAGACGGACAGAAAGAAAGAAGGAAUCCUCUCGCUGCAGAAGCAGCGAAUGCAGAGACGGUUUCAGAGGAGAGCAGUUUCUGUUUCCCCCAGCAGGAGCGCGGUGGCAGCAGCAGCAGCAGCAGCAGUCAGAGCUCACAGUCCUCACUGCUCUCUCAGGACAUCGGCCCGCUCCAGCCAUGAGGAACACAAGCGUGACCCUGGACCACAAAGCCAGUCUUAAGGGUCAGCUGAAUAAAUAAGCCUUCAAUAGAUGUAUAGUUUAUAAGGAUAGACUCAUAUUUGGCCGUUGGGAAAUCUGGAAUCUCAGAGUUUGCCUUUAAUAUUGUCCAAAUGAAGUGCUUAGUUUAAUGCGUAUUCCUAUUCAAAAAUUACAUUUUAAUGCACAGGUCAAGUCUGAAUUAUUAGUCCUCCUGUAUAUAUCUUUUCCCCAAAUUAUUGUUCAGAUUUCUUCAACACACUUGUAAACAUAAUAGUUUUAAUAACUGAUUUCUAAUAACUGAUUUAUUUUAUCUUUAUCAUGAUGACAGUAAACAAUAUUGGACCAGAUAUUUUUCAGGAUACUAGUAUUCAGAUAAAGUUACAUUUAAAGGCUUGACUAGAUUAAUUAGGGUAAUUAGGCAAAUCAUUGUAUAAGUUGUUUUCAAUCACAUGGAUUUGGUGACUUGUGUAAUUCAGAUGGAGAACAGGAAGUAAAAACUGAAUGGGAGACAGAGGAAA